This is a messenger RNA of Pistacia vera, 1552 nucleotides long. RefSeq names its product probable transcriptional regulatory protein At2g25830. The record is from RefSeq and is a predicted model, not a curated record. Lineage: Eukaryota; Viridiplantae; Streptophyta; Magnoliopsida; Sapindales; Anacardiaceae. Bases 108 to 1079 code for a protein of 323 amino acids. Gene Ontology annotation, cellular component: chloroplast. The transcript is spliced from 6 exons.
ACUUGAUGCCACAGCCUACAAACAAUCAAUCCAAUACAUAGAUUAAAUUUGCACCGCUACAGGAGCUAGAUUUAGAAGUGUAAAGAACUAAGAAGCGGAGCUAAAACAUGGGGACACAUUCGUCAAUGAGAGCAGUUGGUGCUAUUCUUCAUAGAAUCUCAAAUGGCGCCUCUUCAAAAUGCUCUUUCAAUUCAUUUGCUCUUUCUAAAAAUUGUUUGCUUAGCGGGAAUCAAUUUUCAUCAGCAUCAUCAACAUCUUCAUGGGUUCACUUAUAUGAAGUGAAAUACUGUAACUAUCAGCUCAGGACGAUACGGACAUUCCCUCCUGUUUGUAUGGGCAGGCGUUCCUGCAAAAUUGCUGGCCGAAAGGGGGCUCAAGAUGCAAAGAAGGCAAAAUUGUACUCAAGGAUGGGAAAGGAAGUCAUAUCUGCUGUUAAGAAAGGUGGUCCAAGUUCUAUUUCAAAUACGGUUCUGGCUGCUGUACUUGAGAAAGCCAAGGAGCUGGAUGUACCCAAAGAUAUUUUGGAACGCAACAUUAAGAGAGCUACUGAGAAGGGACAAGAGGCUUACAUUGAGAAAAUAUAUGAGGUUUAUGGUUAUGGAGGAGUUAGUAUGGUAGUUGAAGUCCUUACGGAUAAAAUUAAUCGAUCUGUGGCAUCUGUUAGAGAGGUUGUGAAGGACUAUGGAGGAAAGAUGGCAGAUCCAGGAUCUGUUAUGUUCAAGUUCAGACGUGUUCGUGUUGUAAAUAUAAAAGUCACAGAUGCUGACAAAGACCAGCUCCUUGCCAUUGCUUUAGAUGCUGGUGCUGAGGAUGUUAUUGAACCCCCUGUUUAUGAAGAUGAUACUGAUGAAGAUAGGUCAGAAAGCUAUUAUAAAAUUGUAAGUUCGGCUGAGAACUACCCAGCCAUACUAUCAAAGCUACGUGAGGAAAGAAUAAUGUUUGAGACUGAUAAUGGAUCUGAGUUGCUUCCCAUAAGCACUAUAGAGGCAGAUGAAGAAGCUAUGGAUUUGAACAAGGAACUUAUGUCUAAAUUACUUGAGCUUGAUGAUGUUGAUGCUGUUUAUACUGACCAGAAGUGAUCAAAGCUGUAUCUUCUAACACCAUCUCAACAAUUGAAUUUUAGGUUUUGAUGCUUUCAUGACAGUCUUCAGAAUAUUUUAUUUUUCCAGAGUGUGGAGUCUUCAUUUGACUAUGUAACUCUGACGGCCUCACUGUUGUUCGGAGAGCAAGUCUUGGCUUGGGCCUUCUUUGAUGUGGAGGAAAGGUAGAGCCGUAGAGGUAGGGAGGGAUAUUAUAUACUUUCAUAUAUGAUUACUGAAACUGGAAGAAAACAGAGAGCUGAAUUUACCCAUUUGUUUUGGGAUGAUUAAUCAUUUGAUUUUGUCUAAUUAGUAAUAGGAAAAGGAGUAGUUCCUGAUACAUCAUUUAAGCCCUUCAAAUUUCAAUGCAACCAUAUUCUCUCUCUCAGGUUAUUGAAUUGUAAUGUUUUUUAAUCUUUCUGUUCAAACUGGAAAAGAACUAUCUCCUACUCCUAGUGGGAUAUGAACCAAAA